AUGUUUUAUUUUGACGAAGAUAAUAGCCGUCAAAUUUAUGGUUUAUCACCAUAUGGUGAAAUAAAUAUAAAAAAGAAAACAAAUGUUUUAGAAAAUUCAAAUUUAAUAAAAGGAAAUAAUCAACCAUCUUCAUUUAUUGAAAAACUUUGUCAAAAUUUAUAUUGUGAUGAUGAUGAAAUAGUAUUUCCAAAUGAAUUUUAUGAAAAUUAUGAAUUUUGUAGUGGUAGAAAUUUAGGAAGAGGAGCUUAUGGCACUGUUGAAACAGUUAUAUCAUACCAUGAUGGUAAAGAGUACGCCGUUAAAUUAAUUGAUAAAAUUACUCAAUCACAUACAAGAUCACGUGUCAUUAAUGAAGUUAAACUUUUUUGUCUCUCAAAGAAUGAACCUAAUAUAGUGCAAUUAGUUGAUGUCUUUGAAGAUUGUGAUUAUUAUUAUCUUGUUUUUGAAAAAAUGAAUGGCGGACCUCUUUUAGACCAUAUUACAGACAAAAAUUGUUUUACUGAACAAGAAGCUAGUAUGGUUACUAGUAAAAUUGCUAAAGGUAUCAAAUUUCUCCAUGAUCAAGGUGUUGCUCAUCGUGACAUAAAACCAGAAAAUAUACUUUGUUCAUCUAUUGAUGGUUUAGAAUGUGUCAAAUUAUGUGAUUUAGAUUUGGCAACUAAAUUAUCACCCAUCAAAAGAAGUCCAUCUGUUGAUUCCCUGAGUGAUGGUGAUUUUGAAUCCCCUGUUGGAAGUGCAGAAUUCAUGGCUCCCGAAGUUGUUGAGAGAUUUAUGGAUGAAACAUUAAAAUAUGAUAAAAAAGCCGAUACAUGGUCAUUAGGUGUUCUUAUUUACAUAAUGUUGUGUGGAUAUCCACCAUUUUAUGGACAAUGUGACAGUGAAGAUUGUGGGUGGACAAAAGGAGAAAUUUGUGAUGAAUGUCAAGAUAGUUUAUUUGAAAAUAUUAAACGUGGUUAUUUUGAUUUUCCCGAUGAUGAUUGGAGAAAUAUAUCAGAUGAGGCAAAAGAUUUAAUUUGUCAUCUUUUGGUACGUAAUGCUCGUUAUCGUUAUUCAAUAGAUGAUGUUUUAAAUCAUCCAUGGAUUACUAAACAAUCACCAAAUAUACCAUUAGUUACACCAAGCAAUCUUGAAAGAAUCGAAAGUGCUCGUGAUAUCAAUCAAAUUAAUCAAAAUUUUAAUGCUAUUAAACACAUUAAUUCAGAUCUCGAUGGGACAAAUUAUGUGAAUAGUCAAGUUAAAUUAAAUUUGAAUAUUAGCAAAAAUCUUAUACCAUUACAAAAUGGUUUUUAUAAUACAAUUCCAAAAAGAGGGCACGCUUUGUCGGAAGACUUUUUUAAAAAUAUGGAAAAUUUUGAAAACAAUGAUGAAAUUAUACCAAAAUCUCUGUUAACUGUAAAUUGCCGUGAUAACAAUUGCAUAUAUCAGACAAUAAAAGAACCACAUGAAAUUUCACCAGCUGGUACUGUUGACUCAGGGGUAAGCGAUAUGUCCUUACCAAAAAGACGCCAUCGUCUUUAUUCAAAUUCUUUUUCACCAACAAAAACUAAGAAAUUUGAUCCAAUAUAUUAUAAAAAUUUCUGGAUAACAUUACCGAAAUCUAAAAAAAAUGAAAACUGUGAUGAAUCAUUGACUAUUAUUCAAUGCACUACCAAUAUGUCACAUUUAAAUUUAUGCUCUCAAAAAGUUAAUGAAAAUUGA
Messenger RNA from Strongyloides ratti, 1698 nucleotides. RefSeq names its product MAP kinase-activated protein kinase 5. Gene Ontology annotation, cellular component: cytoplasm; nucleus. Gene Ontology annotation, molecular function: ATP binding; calmodulin binding; calcium/calmodulin-dependent protein kinase activity. Gene Ontology annotation, biological process: intracellular signal transduction; peptidyl-serine phosphorylation; protein autophosphorylation. The coding region runs from base 1 to 1698 and encodes 565 amino acids. The transcript is spliced from 2 exons. NCBI's taxonomy places the organism in Eukaryota, Metazoa, Nematoda, Chromadorea, Rhabditida, Strongyloididae. The record is from RefSeq and is a predicted model, not a curated record.